Messenger RNA from Hydatigera taeniaeformis, 1458 nucleotides. The record is from the annotation of a GenBank genome assembly. Lineage: Eukaryota; Metazoa; Platyhelminthes; Cestoda; Cyclophyllidea; Taeniidae.
AUGCCGGUGAGCGCCUACCGAUUGGAGAUCCUUAUGCCAAAAUUUCCCACCUCAAUUCUUCGCAAGCAUUCUGUGCAUCAGCAACAGCAAAAUAAGAAGGAGAGCCUGCAUCGUCCCCAUCCCACUGGUGACUCGGAGGAGAUCAACUCCCCCAAGAUUUGGGGUCCUGUUUGCUGGCCAUGGGUCAUUGCUUCGUCGGAUAACAACGCAUUCGUGUGUGUGCCACCGUCAAAUUACGUGCUCCAACCACCUACGAGCAGUAUCUAUUCCCUGGGUAAAGUAAACGACGUGCCACAGUUGCCAUUUCGCGCACCUUCUUCAGCUGAUCCAAUUGAUAACUGGGGUGAGGAGCAUAAUGCUGCUGUCGCCUCCUCACUUUGUUUCUCCGAGAGCUCCGACAACGAGGCCACUAACACUUCAAGCGCCUGGUACGUGAUCUACGAGGGCCGCUGUAAGGAGUUGGCUGUUUGCAACCUCACACCUGGCCAGUCCUUUCAGUUCCGCGUCCGCGCCUCCUCGCAUCGUAGGAGUGUACCUACUCAACCCCACAUUCGUACUUUUGAUUCAUCUAAUCACAUCCCUUGGGGUCACGCCUCGGCAUCUCCGCUCAAGGUCACCACUCCCGCUGUACCUCCAAUAAACCCACCCUCAAAUCUUCGCCUGUUUGGCCACUCUAAACCUACUGAACUCAGCUUUACUUGGGAUCCACCUGCAUCCAAUGGUGGAGCUCCUAUUCUCGCCUACGAACUUUGGCAAUCACUUUGUGAUCCAAUCUCCGGCAGUCCGAUCAAGACUACGUCAUGGUCGGAGACUCCUCUUGUGAUGGGGAUUACCUCUUCUGAGAGCAUGCAGGAUCUGCAUGCUGAAAUGGAACCAAUCCAUCCUUCUUCUUCCUCUGUGGCGGCAACAGAACCAGUGGGAGCACUUUCUGCUCCCGGUUCUGUCACUUCUAGUCCUCAGCAUCAAACCAGUGUCGCCACUCGCUCACGGUUAGUCUUUGCAGGUAUAGAGAACAAUUGUGAGGUGCGAGGUCUUCUCUCUGGGCAGCUGUUUGCUUUUCGAGUGCGUGCAAGGAAUUCGACUGGUUGGUCAGAGUGGUCUGAGUGGAGUACUUUUGCUACGGCACCAUCUCCGCCAUCAGCUCUUGGAGCACCACCCCGAGUGCAACCUACCUCUGCGAUCAGUGCGUUAGUGAGUUGGGAAGAAGUGGAACAGACCAACGGCGCCCCUAUUACCGAGUAUCAUGUUGAAUGGCAGUCAAGUGUCGUUGAACCCUCCCAGACCUGCACUCCAUCUGGGCGUGAAAAUGAUGAGGGAUCGCUGCUUACCACUGAGACUGACAAUGUUUCUAGAUCAAGAAACCUUACCUCAUGUUCUCCCUCCGUCGAGAUGUCUAAGUGUCUAAAUGAUGGCUUCCAAAUGGUACGUUUUCGUCAGCUCUCAUUAUUUUUCAUUUGA